Molecule: messenger RNA, 7065 nt
Organism: Delphinapterus leucas (beluga whale)
Lineage: Eukaryota; Metazoa; Chordata; Mammalia; Artiodactyla; Monodontidae
Source: RefSeq, a predicted model, not a curated record
UCUUCCGGCUCCCGAGUCCGCCGGUACGGAGGGGGAAGCGCACCUGGGGCUGCGCGGGGCGCGACCACGGGGACAGCUGGACCCGAGGAGGCGGCAGGUGAGGGUCUUCGGAGCUUGCCAAGCGCUCCGGAGUCCACGCAGGACUGAGCGCCGCGGCCGGGCGGGUCGCGGGCCUGGGAAGAACCCGAACGUCUCGCUUCAUCGUUGGUCUGCGGCUUUCCCGGCUCUGGACUACACUUCCCAUCGUCCCCCGCGGCGCGCGCCCUGCUUGCGCCCCCUGUCGGCAUCAGGGCUCAUAGCCCGGGUCCAUAGACCCCUUAGCUCUGCCAUCUCAGGACUCUGCCCUUCCCUAAGAGAGAAACCAGGAGGAGGACCCGUCAACCCAUGAAAUUUUGACAGUCAUGUCCCUUGGUUCAGACUUGUUCAGGGAUGUGGCCGUAGUCUUCUCCCAAGAAGAAUGGGAACAGCUGGUGCCUGCUCAGAGGGAUUUGUACAGAGAUGUGAUGUUGGAGAUCUAUAGCAACCUGGUCUCACUGGGUUUUGCCAUUUCCAAACCUGAUGUGAUCUCCUUCCUGGAACAAGGCAGAGAGCCCUGGAUGGUGGAGAAAGUAGCGACAGGAGGCCAGUGCCCAGUAUUGGAGUCCAGGUAUGAUACUAAGGUAUUAUCUCCAAAGCAGCACAGUUAUGAAGUACAGUCACCCCAGUGGCAGAUAAUGGAAAGCCUUACAAGUUAUGGUUUUGAGUGCUCAAGUUUCCGAGAUGAUUGGGAAUGCAGAAGUCAGUUUGACAGGCAAGAGGGAAAUCCAGAUGGACAUUUGAGUCAAAUGAUAAUCGAUAAUGAAGAAAUGUCUGCUUUUGACCAGCAAGCAUCUCUUACUUUUUAUCAGAAAAUUCAUAUUGGAGAAAAACCCUAUGGAUAUAAUGAAUGUAGAAAAGACUUCUGGCAAGAGGACUUCCUUAUUAAUCAUCAAGGGAUUCAUACUAAUGAGAAACCCUACAAAUGUAAGGAAUGUGGGAAGGCCUUUAAAUAUGGCUCACGACUAAUUCAACACGAGAAUAUUCAUUCUGGCAAGAAACCGUAUGAAUGUAAGGAAUGUGGAAAGGCCUUCAAUUCUGGUUCAAAUUUCAUACAACAUCAGCGAGUUCAUACUGGUGAGAAACCUUAUGAAUGUAAGGAUUGUGCAAAGGCCUUUAGUCGAAGCUCACAGCUGAUUGAACAUCAACGAAUUCAUACUGGUGAGAAACCCUAUCAGUGUAAGGAAUGUGGCAAGGCCUUCAAUCGGAUCUCACAUCUUAAAGUACAUUAUAGAAUUCAUACUGGUGAAAAACCCUAUGCAUGCAAGGAAUGUGGGAAGACCUUUAGUCAUCGUUCUCAGUUGAUUCAACAUCACACUAUUCACACUGGCAAGAAACUCUAUGAAUGUAAAGAAUGUGGGAAGGCCUUUAAUCAAGGCUCAACUCUUAUUCGACAUCAGAGAAUUCAUACUGGUGAAAAACCCUAUGAAUGUAAGUCAUGUGGGAAGGCCUUUAGGGUGAACUCACAACUUAAGCAACAUCAGAGAAUUCACACAGGAGAGAAACCCUACCAAUGUAAGGUAUGUGGUAGGGCUUUCAAACGGGUCUCACAUCUUACUGUACAUUAUAGAAUUCAUACGGGUGAGAAACCAUAUGAAUGUAAGGAAUGUGGGAAAGCCUUCAGCCAUUGCUCACAACUGAUUCAACAUCAGGUAAUUCAUACUGAGGAAAAGCCCUAUGAAUAUAAGGAAUGUGGGAGGACUUUAAAUCAUGACUCAACUACCAUUCAACAUCAGAGAAUGCAUAAUAGAGAAACACAAGUGAAUUUAAUAAAUGUAGAAAAACCUUCCAUCAGCACUUAUCCCUUAUUAAUCAUCAGAGAAUUUAUGUUAGCAAGCAACCAUAUGAAUGGAAAUAAUGGGAAGAAUCAGGUAUCCCAAUGGGAGAAAAUGGAAAAAUUUAUAAACAAAGAUCCUGAGAACCCCAGUUUCCAAGAUGACUGGGAAUGUGAAGGCACAUUUGAAACAUAUCACAGAAAUGAGGAAGGACGUUCCAGUCAAGUCAUAAUCACUCAUGAAGAAAUACCUGCUUUGACACAGCAAACAUCCCAUAACCUGCUUCAUAACAUUCCACCUGGAAGUAGACCCUAUGUGUGUAAUGAAUGUAGAAAAGGCUUUUGGCAGAAGAAAUGUCUUCUUAGUCAUCAGAAAAUUCAUACUGGUGAGAAAUCUUAUGAAUGUCAGCAAUGUGGGAAGGCUUUCCAUCGCCGUUCCUAUCUUCCUCAACAUCAGAGAACUCAUAGUGGGGAAAGACCCUAUGAAUGUACCGAAUGUGGAAAGGCCUUUGGUUCUGUCUCACUCUUUACCAGACAUCAGAGAAUUCAUACUGGUGAGAAACCCUAUGAAUGUAAGGAUUGUGGAAAAACCUUUGUUCGGCUCUCACAACUUAACGUACAUCACAGAACUCAUACUGGUGAAAAACCCUAUCAAUGUACUGAAUGUGGAAAAGCUUUCAGUUACUUAUCACUGAUUAUUAAACAUCAGAGAAUUCAUACUGGAGAAAAGCCCUAUGUCUGUAAGGAAUGUGGAAAGGCCUUUAGAGGUAUCACCCAACUUAAUGAACAUCAAAGAACCCAUACUGGUGAGAAGCCAUAUAAAUGUAAUGAAUGUGGAAAGGCCUUUGGCCAUCGUUCAUAUCUUCCUCAACAUCAGAGGAUCCAUACUGGUAAGAAACCUUACAAAUGUAAGGUUUGUGGGAAAGCCUUUAGGCAGGGCUCACAGCUUAACCACCACCAAAGAAUUCAUACUGGUGAGAAACCCUAUAAAUGUAAUGAAUGUGGGAAGGCCUUUAGGCAGGGCUCACAGCUUAAACAACACCAGAUAAUUCACACCGGUGAGAAGCCUUAUGAAUGCAAGGAAUGUGGGAAAGCCUUUAGUCAGUGCUCACAACUUACUCGACAUAAGAAAAUUCAACCUAACGUAUGUAAGAAAUGUGGGAAGGUUGUCAUCGGUCUGGAGAGCUGCCACCAUCAGCAGCUACCAUCAGCCUUCUUCUUGGCCGAAAUAUCAACAAAUUGGGCCCAGGAGUCUCAGAGGAACCUCUGUGAAAAAAGGCCCCUCGAGCUACCUAAGAACACGCCCCUCUCCGUUAAACCACGCCCCGUUCCACGCCCCUCGAGUCUAACCCCUCCCCUUAUUCCGCCCACCUGGGAGAUUCGGCGCCUGCGCACUCUGUUCCCGGGCGUCGGCUCUGAAGUCUUUCGGCCCAGUUAUGUGGGCAGUGGAAGCAAAGAAGGCUGGGAGGAAGAAAGAGAAGAUAGAGUUUUUAGGCUGGUGAUUCUGGGAGUGCAAAGGCCUCAUCUUUUCACUCUCCUUUUUCUCCCUUCAGCCUUACCCUUCCAGGACAGUGCUGUUCCCCAAGAGAAAAGCCAGGAAAAGGAGGCGAAAAUGACAGUUGAACCAGUGAAAGCCAUGCCUCAGGACUUGGUGACAUUCAAGGAUGUAGCAAUAGACUUUUCCCAGGAGGAAUGGGAAUGGCUGAACCCUGCUCAGAGGAGUUUAUACAGGAGUAUGAUGUUGGAGAACUAUCAGAGCCUGGUAUCAGUGGGACUUUGUAUCUCUAAGCCAUAUGUCAUCUCCUUAUUGGAGCAAGGGAAAGAGCCUUGGGAGAUGAAGAGUGAGAUGAGAAGAACCCCAUUCCCAGAUUGGGAAUCUGUAUAUGAGACACAAGAAUUACCUCUGAAGCAAUUUGUGUGUGAUGAUGUAUUAAUGGAGAGAAUUAUAAGCUAUGGACUUGAGUGUCCCACUUUUGGAGAAGAUUGGAAAUGUGAAGAUCUUUUUGAGAGGCAGUGGUUAAGCCAAGAGACAUUUAUCAGGCAAGAAACAAUCACUCAUAAAGAAACCCUUACAGUGGAAAUAGACCACAAAUAUAACAAAUCUGGGAAAUUUGUCUCACUGGACAAUAUAGAAGAGAAUAUUUAUAAUCACAAGUCAGAUAAAAAAAGCUUUUCUAAAAAUUCCAUGGUAAUAAAACACAAGAAAGUCUAUGUAGGAAAGAAACUUUUUAAAUGUAAUGAAUGUGAGAAGACCUUCACCCAGAGCUCAUCCCUUACUGUUCAUCAGAGAAUUCAUACUGGAGAGAAACCGUAUGAGUGUAAGGAAUGUGGGAAAGCCUUCAACCAGAGUCAACACCUUGCCCAGCACCACAGAAUACAUACUGGAGAGAAACUGUUUGAAUGUAAGGAAUGUAGGAAAGCCUUCAGCCAAAAUGUUCACCUUAUUCAACAUCAAAGAAUUCAUACUGGAGAAAAACCAUAUAAAUGUAAGGAGUGUAGAAAAGCCUUCAGCCAGCCUGCACACCUUGCCCAGCAUCAGAGAAUUCAUACUGGAGAGAAGCCCUAUAAAUGUAAGGAAUGUGGAAAGGCCUUCAGUGAUGGCUCAUCCUUUGCACGACAUCAGAGAUGUCACACUGGCAAAAGACCCUAUGUAUGUAUUGAAUGUGGAAAAGCCUUUAGGCAGAACACAUCCCUUAUCCGUCACUGGAGGUAUUAUCACACUGGGGAGAAACCCUUUGACUGCAUCGACUGUGGGAAAGCCUUCAGUGAUCACAUAGGACUUAUUCAGCAUAGGAGAAUUCAUACUGGAGAGAAACCCUACACAUGUAAUAUGUGUGGAAAAACCUUUAGCUAUGGCUCAUCCCUGACUGUCCAUCAGAGAAUUCACACAGGAGAGAAACCAUACGAAUGUGAUAUCUGUGGGAAAGCCUUUAGCCAUCAUGCCUCACUCACUCAGCACCAAAGAGUGCAUUCUGGAGAGAAGCCUUACGAAUGCAGGGAAUGUGGGAAAGCCUUUAGGCAGAGCAUACACCUUGCUAGUCACCUGAGGAUUCAUACUGGCGAAAAACCCUAUAAAUGUAAAGAAUGUGGGAAAGCUUUUAGCAUCAGUUCACAGCUGGCUACUCAUCAGAGAAUUCAUACUGGAGAGAAACCUUAUGAAUGUAAGGAAUGUGGCAAAGCUUUCAAACAGAGAGCACACCUUGCACAGCAUCAUAAAAUUCAUACCAGAGAGAAACCUUAUGAAUGUACUGAAUGUGGAAAAGCCUUCAGCCAGACUACCCGCCUUAUUCAACAUCAGAGAGUUCACACAGGAGAGAAACCCUAUAAAUGUACUGAAUGUGGGAAGGCCUUUAGUGAUAGCUCAUCCCGCUCUCAGCAUCGGAGACUUCACACUGGCCAAAGGCCCUACGAAUGUGUUAAGUGUGAGAAGGCAUACAGAACAAAAUCGUUGCUCAUUUGUCAUCAAAGAUGUCAUACGGGGGAGAAACCUUAUGAAUGUAGCAUGUGCGGUAAAGCCUUUAGCCAUCGGCAAUCCCUUACCGUUCAUCAGAGAAUUCACUCUGGAGAAAAACCAUAUCAGUGUAAGGAAUGUAGGAAAACCUUCAGCCAGAUUGGACACCUUAAUCUACAUAGAAGAAUCCACACUGGAGAGAGAUCUUAUGAAUGUAAGGAAUGCAGAAAGGUCUUCAGACAAAGUGCGCACCUUGCUCAUCAUCAGAAAAUUCAUGCUGUAGAGUCAUCUCGGGCCCCCAGCUCUUCCUCACCUUCUGUGUCACCAAGUCCUGUUGAUAUGUCUGCUGAAUAUUUUUGGAAUUCAUCCACAUCUUUCUAUUCUCGUUGUCCUAGUCCAAAACACUGUCAUUUCACCUGGACUAUUCCAAUUGUCUAAUAACUGGUCUCCUUGCAUCCUCUUUUGUCCCCUUCAAGUUCAUUUUUCACACUACUGCCACAGUGGUAUUUUCAAAAUGUAAAUGUAAUUUUAUGACUCCCUUAAAACCCUUGCUAUGAAAUUUUGAACUACUUGAUGCAUACAAAGUACUCAGCACAGUGUCUGACCCAGACUAAGUGCUCCAUAAUGUUAGCUCAGUAUCCUUCAGAGUCUGCUUGAAAGUUAUUUUUAAACAGUGAACUCUGGAAGGCAGUAUAUGUACUUGGAGAUCAUAACAAUUUUGGAACUGAAACAAUGUAUAUGAUGAGGGUUAGCAUGAGUAGUAUGUUUAAAGCUUGAGAUCACCACAAAAUAAGGCUGUGUUCCUUUGUUGAUGAGGAAAUUCAGUGUGACCUGAUACAUAGAAUAUGUUUUAGGAAAUGUCUAGAACUCUGGAUAAGACUGGAACAAAAGAACUAGAAUUUACUGGGAAGAAUGUAAGACUAUAUUUAUUCAAGGCAGAAAGUAAAAAUUCCUAACAUUUAAAAUGGAAGAAACAGAACUUGAAUAGUGUAGCCCUCUUCUAAGACACCUGGGUUAACAGAUUAAUUCUAAACCUUCAAGGAAUCAUAAUUAAGCUGUUCUAGAGUGUAGAAAAAAUAAUGAAAUGGAUUAUUUUGCAGUAUUUGGAAUACUUCUUUCAUGAGGCUAAUUCAACCCUAAUAUCAAACCCAGAAGAAAAAAAAAUUAUAGAUGAAUUUACUCAUGGUUUUAUAUAUAGGAAGGAAAUUAUUAACCUCUGUUAAGGAGAAUAGAGGUUCUGAAUAAAUGGAGAUCUGUGUUUCCAGAUGGAAGUUUCAAUAUUGUUAACAUGUUUGUACAGUCAAUUCCAGUCACAAUCCCUAUAGGAUAUCUUUACAUUGACAGUUCUGUUCUGAAAAUCAUGUAGAAUGGUAAAUAGGAAAGCAUCACAAGGAAAUUUUUGAAAAAGAUCGUAUACCCAUGAAUUUAGUUUAUUGCAAAAGUAAUUAUUUUUGAUGUGUCGGUGGGAGAGAUGGAUUACUUAAAUGGUGCUUGACAGUUAUCCAACUGGAAAUAAGGUCAGAUCCACAUUUAACCCCUUACAGAGAAGUUCAUUCAAUAUGAUUAAAGAUGUAAUAUGAAACAAUAUUAAGAUUCUAGAAGAGAAUGUAGAAUAUUUCUAUCCCUUUGAGUUCAGGAAGGCUUUGGUAAGCAGGACACAGAGUCCAGAAGUCAUGAAGAGAGACAGAGUGAUAGGACCAUGUAAAAAAUUUAAACUUUUCCAUGGUAUAAGACACUGUAUUCAAAGUUAAAAGGCACAUGACAG